AUUACUUACGGUAUGGGUCAGGUGCUUCUCCAUCCAAUACUUGAAUUGAUCCACGUUAUUUUGAAACGCUUUUCAUCAAUGAUAAAGAUAUUGAACAUCUUUCGUUUUUAGUUUAAAGCAGGAAGAAUUGGACCAAAAUUUCAGAAGAGACAUACGCUAUUCGUUGCGAGAGCCGUACGAAGUGUAUAGAAUUGAACUGGAUUUUGGGAUGAAGUUGGAGAUUGGACAGAGUUAUUCAUCAAAAGAUAUAGUCAGCUGUUUAUUGACUUGCAAGUAUCAGCCUAAUCCUGAGGCAGAUCUCAUUGGAAAUCAUCUUCCUGAGUUGACUAUCCUCAAGGCAAGAAAUAAGGACAACCCUCACGAGAAACAUGACAAGGCGGAUAUCAGAAAAUAUUUUCAUCUGAAGCGACAGUUUUUUUGGACUUGCAAGUGUGAGGAUUCCAGUGGGCCAGACCUAAUUAGAAUACAGAAUAUACUGGAGAAGGUUUAUACAUUAGAAUUAUCAUUUUUAAAUCACUACGAAGGGAUCGAAGUUAUAAGGCAAUAUCAAUAUAUCAUUAUUAAAGAAACCAAGUAUGUGAGAACCAAGGAUAAAUCAGUCGUGAAGUUUGACCAUUACAUGAAAUUUCAAGAGGUUAAUCCAGAAACAGUAGAAUGGUGGUUCGUCACCGCUGCCACUCCGUUAAGAUUAUUUGAUGAAGUAAUGAAAAUGACCAAGCCAUCUCCUAAUGGUAUUUCAUACUUGAUUAUUGGUUCCAAGUGGCAGGACACGCUUCCAGUGACCAAUGAUCAUCCAGUAAUCUGUGAAAGAGAAAAGGCGCACACUUACGCUGAGGAUUUGGCCACAAGUGUGACUCGAAGUGGUGGAGGAAAAACAACUGAAAGGGACCUAACUGACUUCUUCGAACAAAAGCUAUGGACCUGUAAAGUGAAUGAGGAAGUGAAAUUCCGCAGAGUUGUCAAUAAAAUGUUGAUAGUUAACUGGACUGAAAUUUAUCGUAUCAAUUACUUUGAUGGCGUAACAGUUGAAACUGUUAACUUACAAGGUGUCGAUUAUCAGGCUUUACAAGUCACUGAAAUCAAAUUGGUUGCUAACGAAGUUAAUAAAAUAAUAAGAUAUGAUGGACAAUUUUUUAUCAGAAGUAACAAGAUUGUAGAAAAUUUAUUUCAAAAAUCGAAUGAGAUGAAAGAGUCUGGGGAAUCAACACAGUCGCAAUACAUUCCACUGGACGUUUUGAAAUUCGCUACCUGGAAGAUGAUUAGCAAUGAAAAGUCAAAAGAUGAACAAUCAUCAAUUGCAAAACCUAAUGGCAAAGAAUCUACAAAAAGCGAAAAUGUGAAAAAUCUAUUAAAGGGAUUAAGCUAUCGUCCAAAAUACUUCAAACCGUAUUCAACAGAAAUUCUGGAUGAAAAAGGGAUGUAUUUCCACCGCAUAUUUCAAGUGGGAACAUCUUAUGAAGAAGAGUUCCUAGCUGACGACAGAUCUCCAAAUACUGGUAUCAAAAUGCAGUGUCUAUUGGACCGAUGGAAUCCGGAUAAAUUUCAUAACUACAUUCCCAGAGUGAGUGAGUUCAUCGAAGGAGAACAGUAUCUCCUUGACCGUGAUGAGUUUCUGGAAUUGUUUCAAAUCGAAUAUGUUAAAGUGUGGAUUUGUAUGGAUGAUAGAGAAAGAUACUUAAUUCGUGUGCAGUCAUCAUUCGUAGGGAAGGAGCCGAUGCUUGCUGUAAGAUACCCUGACGGUGUAACAAUAGCCCGACACGAAAUAUCAAGAGAAGAUUUGUCUCCUAACCCUUCUAAUACAGCCAGUGUAACCGAAAUCAUUUACCUCGAUCCCUGGUCUUCAAAAGUUCUAAAGUACGAAGGAGAUAUGCGAGAAAUUGGUAUUCCAGAUAAAACAACGAAGUCUGACAAUGCAGCUCCAGCACCAAAAACUGAAAAUAGCAGGAUUAAGAAGAAUCCGUGUGCGGCAUUCUUUCAACGUUUGUUAGGUUGCUGGAAAUCGAAAGAGGAAAAUGGAGGAAAAUAAUAUUGCGUAUUAAAACGUACUUUCAGAACUAGGCUACAAUAGCGCCCCUUGAUAUUCGACCUAUCGACGUUUCUAUAAUAUGAUUAUUUCGAAUAUAAUAAAAUGAUAAUUUAGAAAAUCUUAUAUUCUUGAUGAGUGAACCUCUAAUUUAUUAAGAAAUUAUUCAAAGAGGCUGUAGUUCUAAGAAUGUUACAUAUAAUUUACAAUAAGUUUUAUUGCUACUUCAACUAGAGUAGGCUAUAGGCUAGCAGGAAAAUGGUGCAAUGGAAUUUCAAUAAUGGUUCUUGAUAAUUAAUUGUGGAUUGAAUAGAAAGCUACCUUCGUUCAAUUGCCUACUGAGCUUCAUGGUUUAAUGUAUCUGGAAAUAAACAUGAUUGUUGUGGGAAUCACUUCCAACUGCCUGCAUUUCUUGUAAAUAAAUGCUGACAGUUUUAUGUGAAUUACACUUUUGAUCCAUCAACAUUCUUCUGAGCAUUCAUCCACAUGAAUGAUUUAUCAAACAUGAUACAAGACAAUAAAAUAAGUUUUUUUAAUAAUGUAAGUGAUACUAAUGGUCAUUUGAUUCAAUUCAAUUUAUUUUUUCCUUCUGAAUACAAUUCAAAGCAUAUCAGUUACAUAGAAUCUUAAGCAAUAAAGUUUAUUCUAAGCAAUAAGUUUAUUUAGUCAUUAUUGUAAUCAAAUAUCAGUUGUUGUAGGUAUUGUUAUUAUAAUUAUAUUGGAUGAGUAAUUACUUUCGUUCCAAUUUUUAACUUGGUGAUAAUUCGUAGAAUUUCAUAAAACACUUAUCUUUGCUUUAUCAGAUAGAACUAUUGGUUAUUGUUUUUAAAAUAGGUGAUUAUGAUUUUGAUCUUAGUUAUUUUAAUUUGAGAAAUUACAUUGCAUUGUAACAUUUCACUUAAAUAGGUUAAUAUGAUUUUGAUCUUAGUUAUUUUAAUUUGAGAAAUUACAUUGCAUUGUAACAUUCCAUUUACUUUCUUGUAGGAGUUAAUAGAAAAUAAGUCGUUUUAAUCAUAUUAAUUAGUAUAGACCUGUUUGAAAGUAUAGACCUGACUUCAGUUUGAAAGUAGGCUAAUUUGUUGCCGUGUUACUAAUUCUACAUUACAGUUAGUUAAUUCUAGUUUUGAGUAGAUUAUUGCUGGAAGAAUUUGUGAAUUAAAUUUUGAACUGAA
This is a messenger RNA of Nilaparvata lugens (brown planthopper), 3195 nucleotides long. RefSeq lists its product as uncharacterized. Lineage: Eukaryota; Metazoa; Arthropoda; Insecta; Hemiptera; Delphacidae. Bases 209 to 2026 code for a protein of 605 amino acids. The record is from RefSeq and is a predicted model, not a curated record. The transcript is spliced from 13 exons.